Cottoperca gobio is the source of this 1693-nucleotide messenger RNA. It is a transcript of the gene bmp15, whose product is annotated as bone morphogenetic protein 15. Bases 173 to 1498 code for a protein of 441 amino acids. The record is from RefSeq and is a predicted model, not a curated record. The transcript is spliced from 2 exons. NCBI's taxonomy places the organism in Eukaryota, Metazoa, Chordata, Actinopteri, Perciformes, Bovichtidae. Gene Ontology annotation, molecular function: growth factor activity; cytokine activity. Gene Ontology annotation, cellular component: extracellular region.
CGAGGGGUUAAUUGGGUUCACCGUCAUUUUCAGGAAGUUGAUUGUCAUGUCCAAAAUGGCCAAAGAUCAGGUGAGCCUGUAAACCACGACCGCGGCCGUGCAGAGGAAGGAUGGUUGCCAACUCUAGCCUCUUUGGUGGAGCUCGCUAGCACCAGAGGUUUUUAUAACAAAAAUGAAGGCGACCAGCACCAAAUACAGCUCACUGCGUGUCUGCGUCCUGUCCUGUUUUAUCUUCCUGUUGUGUUCCACCUGCACCGGAGUCGUGGCCGGGCGGAAAAUGGCGCAUCGCACGUUGAAGCGCAGCCGGCGGAGUCAUCAGAGCUCAAAGCACAAAGGUGCGCAUCACCGGCCGCUGACGGACGAGCAGAAAGCGGACCAGAACCUGCAGUUCAUGUUGAAUUUGUACCAGAGCGCUGCCGAACCAGACGGCAGACCCAAACAGUACCGGAAGUUCGGCUCCAACACUGUGCGACUGCUGAGACCAUCUGCGUCGUCAGUGCUUUACCUGCCAGCGUCAAGAGAUCACCACUACAGCUUCACAGUACAGUACAACCUUGACACUCAUCCGUCGGAGCAGCUGGUCAGAGCCUCAUUCAUCCACCUCCGCUCUUCAUCCUCUCCCUCCUCCACAACCUCUCCCACCACCCAACCCUUGGAGCCGCCCCGCUGUAGGGCUCAGAUCACCUCUAUGGGCAGAGAGAACCUGGUCAUCCUGGAGCCCCAUGAGCUUUGGACAGAGACGGACAUCACCGCUCACGUCCAGCAGCAAAAGCGCCUGGCGGAACACUUGACCCUCACUGCCCAGUACUGGUGUGCAGAUCCUUGGCGUGCCAAAGAGGACGACAGACUCCGGUGGUUGUUUCGUCAUCAAGGGGUAAAAAGAUGGCGAGAUGAACCUCAUCUUGAAGUCCCAUCUCUUCUUUUAUACCUAGAGGAGCAAAGGGAAGUGAAGGACUGGAUGGCGGACUUGCUGGAGGCUGGAGGGGAGGACUUCAUGAGGCGAGUAGGGCAUCCUUCGGUUAGCCGUUACCGCCGCUCAAAAGACCUUUCAUCUUCAGAGGCCAAAGACGCGUCGCUGGAUGUUCUGAAGAACGCUCCUACUUCCUCCUCCUCUUUUCCCCCCUCGCCCUCUUCCUCCAUCAUCGCCGACAUCCCCAACUACAAACGCAAAACCAGCAUGCCCAAGAACCGCUGCAAGCUCCACUCGUUCCGCCUCUCCUUCGACAAGCUCGGCUGGGGUCACUACUUCAUCGCUCCGCCGGUGUACAACCCGCGCUUCUGCCAGGGCAACUGUCCGAGGGUGCUCCCCUACGGCUUCCAUUCCCCCAACCACGCCAUCAUCCAGACGGUCAUCAACGACCUGGGCAUCGGGGACGUGCCCCCUCUGUCCUGCGUGCCUUUUAAGUACAUGCCCAUGAGCGUGCUGGUGGUGCACAAGAAGAAGGUGGAGUACAGGGAGAUGGAGGACAUGGUGGCCGAGUCGUGCACAUGUCGCUAAAGUUUGGGGGCGAGCAGACUUGAAUAUGCUUAGCACCGAGACUGAAAGUGGGCCGAUUUGAUGGGUCAUUCGUUUGAUCUACAGCUCGGCGGUGAACCAUGAUGAGCUCGAGACUGGAAGGAAGUCGUUGUGGUUUCGGAUCUUCACCAGCCCUGUUGAAGCACUUUAAAAGGCAGCCGCUGAAUGAAACUAUGG